Aspergillus viridinutans is the source of this 3900-nucleotide messenger RNA. RefSeq names its product CHAT domain-containing protein. The coding region runs from base 1 to 3900 and encodes 1299 amino acids. Lineage: Eukaryota; Fungi; Ascomycota; Eurotiomycetes; Eurotiales; Aspergillaceae. The transcript has a single exon. The record is from RefSeq and is a predicted model, not a curated record.
AUGCAGAAUCGCAUCAAUGAGGCAAUUAAACUCAGUACAGUGGAACGUGUAGCCCUCUCUUUGCAAGGGCGUUACCAGUUGGUAACUGAUCUCAUCAACGUAAUCUCUGCCAAGCUCGUCGCCGCGGAGGGACAAGAUGAUGGCAUUCUCUGGCGCGUGCUUCUUUUAGAGCUCAAACUCGAAAUGGUGAGACUCUGGAUGUCUGUCGAGAAUGAUGCUCUAGCCGAAUCUUGGUCCCAGACACUGAUUUCUGAAUGGGAAACCCUAUCGUCGCUUCUUCAGGAACAUGGUCAGAAAAAAUACUUGUGGGCAGAGACUGCAUGGAGCUAUACCAUCGAGUUCUACCGUCUCAAAUUGAAAACCGUUACUGCCGGUGGAUCUCAAGAAUUGUUCAGCCAAGCGUUAGAACUCGCGGAACGAAUGGCAAUCUCCAUGCAUGGGUCGACCCCUCCGUGCUUUGAUUUGGCCAUGUCCAUUGCAGAUAAAGUCUAUGCCAGUCAGCCAUCCGUACUCAAAAUACAGAAAUCGCAUAUAUAUCAUCGCAGUCAACAAUACUUGGAAGCGAGUGAUCGGAUAGAUGACGCUGCUAUUAAUAUGUUGGAAGUUCUAUAUUCAUCUGUUCGCAAUUUGAACACUAUGACACAGUCUCUCAGACUUUUGGAAUCCUUUUUAGAAAGAUAUCCAACGUUACAUGAGGGCUAUGAAGAUGGCCUUCCAAGAAUAAGACAUUCAUUACUUCGCUUCAAAUACCAAGUCUAUUGUGAAAUCAAGAGACCGGACUUGCAGGAUUACUUGAAUGAUGUUAUGGAGAAGUUAGAGACACUUAAGUUAGGAUUUUCUUCUCAACCAGGAGAUUUGCGGCGAGAGCUCCAAGUUAGGCCGAGCGACAUGGAUUCCAUUGACCAAAGUCUCAUAAACGAGGAACGCAAUGCCAACGAGGGUCUGGCUGUUCAGGAUUGGUUCAUGUGGUCAGAGAGGAAGUCUGCUGGAAGAGUUGUCAAGGACAUCGUCUCCAGAGGAGAUUUUGACUCACGACAGUUAUCACUGCUCUUUGGCACUCAGGAAGUUGAAAAUAAAUCAGACGAGGAACUGCUCACCGAUUUGGUUGGUAACAUCGAGAAACCAUUACCAGGUUCUAUAUGGAGAAGGCGGUCUCAAGUACUGCGACGGUAUUUACUAGAAGACUGUGGACAUAAUGUCACACUUAUCUGCCUGUGGAUGGCGUUACAUAACCAGAGAUAUCAAGCUUGGAAAGUACAUUUCCAAGCAUACAUCCAGGCUCAUGUCAAGUCGUUCAAAGAAGCAUCCAACCGAUCUUCGAAUGAACUUGACGACGAGGAAAAGUCUUUCCAAGAUAUCCAGGAAUUCAAGGAAGCACUGGAAGACAGACUCGAUCUUCAGGAAGCACAAGACACCCUGGCUUAUGAGCAUUAUAGUCGACAAUCCCACAUACUGAGAUCUAUGCUUCCACAGAUUCUGUUAGCUAUGUUCUUGAGCUCUACCAAAUGUCGGGGGCUGAAUGAACGCAUUGGUUUCCUGGACCUUGCAGAAGAUGUUUCGCGGACGCAAGAGGCUCGUUGGCGUGCCAUGGAAGACUAUUCACUUUGGGCUACCGAAAUUCAUAUGAUGACCACAAUUUCAGGGAUAAGGAUUGAACUUGGAAACCUGCACGGGCAGGACUUGUUUCAGGUCGUGGAUAAAUCUGUUAGUAUGCUAGAAGAGACCGAGUCUAUCUUCGGUAUUACCAUAUCUAAUAUCGGGACUGGACACGCACUUUUUACACAUGAACUGAAGUCGGCAAUCGGGCAACAGGGUCUUGUGUGGAACAUUGGCUCUACAGCAAUUCGCAUCUUGCAUUGUGCUAUAACGGCCAUAAAUUCAAAUGCCAAGAAACGGACAGAAGGCCUGGCAGGAUUUGAAAAAGAGCAGCAUGAGCAUUAUGUUCGUAGGCUUUGGUAUUGGGUUCAGCGGACAAAGGCACGGACUCUUGCUCAACACAUGAGACUUGAUUCAGUUCCACCGGACAGCAUGCUGCACGAUAUGCAGGAUGAGUUACUUCAUGGGAAUCGUCGUGAGCAAGUGAAACUGACGAACGCAAUCCAAGAUACGAAACCAGAAGCUCGAUCCGAUAUGGUGGAGAAAUUAGAGCAUUUGCGAUGUGAUUCGGAAGCACUUGCAGGAUUUCAACACCUUGGCUACAUACGUGAAUGCCUCAAAACCAUCGAGAGUCCUUUGGGAGAAAGUGGAAGUACUGUACAUGAAGCAUUUGCUGAACUAAACCUCGAUGACCCUGUGCGGAAGCAAAAACCAUGGGUUGCGAUCCAGGCCAGGUUACAAAGGAUGCUUCACGAAAUAGACAACCCGGAAGGCAAACUCAAGCCUAAGGAGGAUGAAAAGGCAGAUUUGAAGACGCUACUGAAGUCGAUGCGAGCGAAAUCCAUUAGCAACAAAGGCAUCCUCAGGAUUCUAGAAAUCUGCAUGGCAAUCAAUAACGAAGAGAGGCUGCUUCAAGACCUGAACACAGCUUCAGAUACAAGUAUUUUCGACUUGAAUUUUCAACUUCGACACUUGAAAGAAGAGAUGAGGCAAGAUACGCUGCUUAAGAAGUAUCUGGAUAUUCGAGAAGGCAACCCUCUUUCCGAGGAUGACUUGCAAACGCUAUGUGGGAGUGGUAAUAGCAAGGUGGUUUUUAUAGAUUGGUUCCGUGUCACUCAUUUACUUGAAAGAGAUAUGCAAGUUCACAUGCUGACAGUACGAAAUGGAGUUUACCGUUUGGUAGACCUUCAAAUCGACGCGAGGAAUGUGGCGGAGGCUGUGCAAGGGUUUCUUACAGGCAUGAGAGCUGACACAAAACAAAGUCGCAGACAAAACCUCAACUUAUGUCAGUCACUGAUACUUCCACUUUUCCAACAGGAAAUCGUGGAGCAGGGCGACACACUGGUUAUCAGCCAGACUGAAGGCCUGUACCACUUUCCGUUCCACGCAGUUGAUUACCAUGACGAAACUACCGACAAGAGCUAUGAUGGGACUCCGAUCAUAGCACAUCAUCCCGUUGUCUAUUGUCCAUCCCUCUCCGCGCUCCACAACUCAUUUCGAACCCGAAUAAACGCAUCUAACACCGCGCCGCGGAUUGCACUGUCUAUAGGUGGAGUAGAAGAUCAGAAACAUCCCUAUGGAAGUGGGUCCGUCACCGAGAUCGGAACCAAAUCAUUGCAAUGUCCAGACACCGUAUUCGCCGGCCCAGAAGCUACUCUCGUCAACUUCCGCUUGCAUGUAGGUCAAGCAGAGAUCGUGCACGUCCACCUGCACUCCACCUUCAAAGGUGGUCCGAAUGACGAGUUCACUAUCAAGCCCCUGAACCAAGCAUUGAAAUUCAACGAUAGAAAUGAAGAUGGCUCUGCCGCUCUCCUGACUGCUCGAGAAAUUUUCGAUAUCAACACUAUGAGAGGAGCUCAUAUUAGCUUGGUCGCAUGUGCAAGUGGACGCUUUGAUGCUGGGACCAACAGGGAAGACUAUGCCGUUACAACAGACGAGGUGACGGGACUCGUGCCGGCGUGGAUGGUGGCUGGUGCUGGGUCAGUCGUCAGUGCGACUUGGAAAAUCAUGGACGAGUAUGCGGCGGAGUUCGGGAAGAGAUUCUUUUCAGGAUUGAGGAAGUUGGCUGAGGAGCAGCACCAGAAGAGUCUUGGAACUACAGGUAAUGGUUCUACGGGUGAUGAAGAUGCACGCAUAGAGACUUCUGGCGCACUGGAUAAUUGGAUUGAUUUAGCUGGGUUGCAGCAAAGUGUUGUGAUGGCUCUUCGUGAGAAAUAUGGUGCUGAAAAGGGGCUGUAUUCGUGGGCGGGGUUUGUGCUUAGUGGAUAUUGGAAGAUGAGGCCAUGGCCUGUGACUAGGACUUAA